AUGGCAGCAGCAAAUACUGCUGCUCCACUAAGUACCGCCUGGCGGCGGCCACAUCAAGCACAUCCGGUGGCGGCCAUUAGCGGCAGUAUGAUGGCGACGGCUACGACGACGACGACUACGGCGAUGGUGGUGAGUGCAGGCGAUGGUGCCCGUGGCAAUUGUGGCGCUCAGAAAAACACUAGCAAUAGUAGCAGCAACAGUAGCACCAGAGGCUUCAGCGUCGGUCUCCAGGCUGCCGCCGCUGCCGGUGCUGAUCCGGCAGAUUCUAAGCGCCGGUGCCGCCGCGGAUCACCCAGCGUCCUCAGAGCCAUCGCGGGCGGCCAUCAGUGCAGCGCCACCAGUGGCCACCAUCGAAGUCAACGAGGCGUAGUUAAUUGCUUUCUACGAUUUAUUUUGCUUCGCAACGCGUCCCUGCUCCUGGUUUUGGCCGUCAGCAGUCUGCUAGUGUCAACGACAGAUGCGGUCAUCUCCAGUCGUGGAAGCAGCAGUAGUAAGGGCAGCUCCGCGCCAAACAACGGACUAGUGCCCCGGUUUAUCUCGCGAGGACACACCUACCGGGCGGUCGUCGGCGAUACGCUCGUCCUGCCGUGCGAAGUCGAAAACUUGGGGACUCUGGUGCUCCUGUGGCGGCGAGGCUCGAAUGUGCUCACCGCCUCGCAGCUGAUGGUGACGCGCGACGAGCGGAUACGGCUUGUCAACGGGUACAAUCUGGAAAUCUCCGAGCUGGAACCGCAGGACGCCGGCGACUACGUCUGUCAGAUCAGCGACAAGGUCAACAAGGACCAGGUGCACACCGUCGAAAUACUCGUGCCACCAAGCGUCCGGGCCAUCCCACCGACCGGGCAAGUGACGGCCCGCAAAGGAGGCGCCGUAACGCUCGAAUGCAAAGCGUCCGGUAAUCCGGUCCCAUCCAUCUACUGGACCAAGCGCAGCGGCGCAGGCAAGUCGGCGUCCAAGAUCGGCGAGGGCCCCGUCCUGUCGCUGGAGCGCGUCGAGCGGCAGCAGGCGGGCGUGUAUCAGUGCACCGCGGACAACAGCGUCGGAGACCCGGUCACCGUCGACAUGCGGCUGGACGUGCUGUAUCCUCCCGACAUCAGCGUGGAAAAGUCAUGGAUCCACUCGGGCGAAGGCUUCGAGGCGCAGCUGGAGUGUAUCGUGCACGCCGAUCCGCAACCAACGGUCUCGUGGAAUCAGAACUCAUUUCCGCUGCAGCCAACCGACCGGCGCACGAUGUCGUCCAGAGGCAAUCGGCACACGCUCACCAUCCGCCACGUGCAGCAGGAGGACUUUGGCAACUACAGCUGCGUGGCGGACAACUCGCUCGGACGGUCGAAGAAGUACAUGGAGGUAUCGGGACGACCGGGACCGGCCGAUUUCCUGUCGCCACCGUGGAGCCGCUCGACCGACAGCUUUAAUCUGACCUGGAAAGUCGAAUCCUAUCCACCGCUGCAGGAGGUCCGACUGCUCUACCGAAAGCUGAUGAUGAAUGAAACGUUCCAGCAGCCGGGCCGGUGGCACGACGUAAUCCUCACGCCCGCUCCGCGACCCCCAUCGGAACCACUGACCCACGUGAUGGCGUUUACGUUGCGGGGACUACAGCACAGCUCCGUGUACGAGGCGAUCGUGCAGGCUAAGAAUCGGUACGGCUGGAACGAGGUUAGCGACAUCUUCCAGUUCUACACCCAGCGAAUAUCGUCCGACACGCACUCGGAGGAAAUGCAGGUCGCCAGUUCCACAUCGCGGAGUGGAGCGACCACCCUGCACCGGACCACCGCACCGCGGUCACCGAUCUGGGCCGUGCUGUGUCUGGUUCCGUGGCUGCUGGCAUCGUUCACCGUGGGCACGGCACGGCUCGCCGACAGGGGCCCGAUCCUCGAUCGGUCGGCGCUGCUCAUCUAA
Anopheles bellator is the source of this 1899-nucleotide messenger RNA. Its product is annotated as MAM domain-containing glycosylphosphatidylinositol anchor protein 1-like. Bases 1 to 1899 code for a protein of 632 amino acids. Gene Ontology annotation, cellular component: neuronal cell body; axon; plasma membrane. The transcript has 10 exons. NCBI's taxonomy places the organism in Eukaryota, Metazoa, Arthropoda, Insecta, Diptera, Culicidae. Gene Ontology annotation, biological process: synapse organization; homophilic cell-cell adhesion. Gene Ontology annotation, molecular function: protein binding; axon guidance receptor activity. The record is from RefSeq and is a predicted model, not a curated record.